Molecule: messenger RNA, 3305 nt
Organism: Dromaius novaehollandiae (emu)
Lineage: Eukaryota; Metazoa; Chordata; Aves; Casuariiformes; Dromaiidae
Product: solute carrier family 23 member 1-like
Exons: 12
Coding region: 301-2172 (623 amino acids)
Biological process (GO): transmembrane transport
Cellular component (GO): membrane
Molecular function (GO): transmembrane transporter activity
Source: RefSeq, a predicted model, not a curated record
CGUCAGUUACUGAUUCACUCAGCCCAGGGAAGGGCUGCUUUCCAGCUUGGUUUGAAUGCUUGUCCUCUAAUCGGCUGGAGAAAAGCAGUCACAUAAGCCAAAGGGAAAGGAAAUGCCUCUGUGAUACUGCUCACAUGAAUAACUAGGACUGAGCAGUGGUGGACUCCUGAAGCCCAGCUUCUGCAUCUUCUCACCCCGUUUCUUUAGAGCUGCCUUGACUGAGACAAGUGACAAUUUGGGAGGCUUUCCUCUUUAUUUGUCUGUCUUUUUCAAGGCAGUCCGUGAAGAAAAGCAGAAGGUAUGACGCCCUCCUCAGACAAAGAGCUCAACGGGCUAGAUAACCCCAGCUUCAUGGGUGAAGAUGGGAGCCACUACUACGCCUUUCCUGACCUCACUGCCCAGAGACCAAAGGAAGGCAGCGGUGAGGACCACAGCAGCAAGCUGGCGUACACCGUCACAGAUGUACCGCCGUGGUAUCUGUGCAUCUUGCUUGGCAUUCAGCAUUUCCUGACAGCCAUGGGAGGUCUCGUGGCCGUCCCUCUGAUCCUCUCCAAAGAACUGUGCCUCCAACAUGACCUCCUCACCCAGAGCCACCUGAUCAGCACCAUCUUCUUUGUCUCAGGGAUUUGCACCCUAUUGCAAGUCUUCUUUGGAGUCAGGUUGCCUAUUAUCCAAGGAGGGACUUUUGCGUUCCUGACUCCCACCCUGGCCAUGCUGUCUCUUCCCAAGUGGAAGUGCCCUGCCUGGACGCAGAACGCCACCCUAGUGAAUGCCUCUUCGUCAGAGUUCAUCGAAGUCUGGCAGACACGGAUGCGAGAGGUGCAAGGAGCUAUCAUUGUUGCUUCCUGCUUUCAAAUCUUCAUUGGAUUUUCUGGCCUGAUUGGAUUUCUGAUGAGAUUCAUUGGCCCUCUGACAAUUGCCCCAACCAUCACCUUGGUUGCGCUACCUCUCUUUGACUCGGCUGGAGAUGACGCUGGGCAACACUGGGGCAUAUCUUUCAUGACUAUUGCUUUCAUAGUUCUGUUCUCUCAGUACCUGAAAAAUGUGCCUGUGCCAUUGCCGUCUUACCAGAAAGGCAAGAAGUGCCACUUCUCUAAGGUCUACCUCUUCCAGAUCUUCCCAGUGCUGCUGGGGCUCUCCCUGAGCUGGCUGCUCUGCUACGUGCUCACGGUGACUGACGUGCUCCCCGUGGAUCCGGCAGGAUACGGCCACCUGGCUCGGACUGACACGCGAGGGGACGUCCUGUCCCAGGCUCCCUGGUUCCGGUUCCCCUACCCAGGCCAGUGGGGAGUCCCAACCGUCAGCCUGGCUGGGAUAUUUGGCAUCACAGCUGGGGUGAUUUCCUCCAUGCUGGAGUCGCUGGGAGAUUACUACGCGUGCGCCCGCCUGUCAGGUGCCCCGCCACCGCCGAAGCACGCCAUCAACCGUGGGAUCGGGGUGGAAGGCAUUGGCUGCCUUCUGGCCGGGGCCUGGGGGACUGGCAAUGGCACCACGUCGUACAGCGAGAACGUGGGUGCCCUGGGCAUCACCAAGGUAGGGAGCCGAAUGGUGAUAGUCGCUGGUGGCUGUGCCAUGCUCCUGAGCGGCAUCUUUGGGAAAGUGGGGGCUAUGUUUGCCAGCAUACCUACUCCUGUGAUCGGAGGAAUGUUCCUGGUGAUGUUUGGAGUUAUCACGGCAGUGGGAAUUUCCAAUUUGCAGUAUACAGAUAUGAACUCCUCCAGAAACUUCUUUAUCUUUGGGUUUUCUGUAUUUGCUGGCCUCACGAUUCCCAACUGGGCAAGCAAGAAUAGCGGACUGCUGGAAACAGGAAUCAUCCAGCUGGACCAAGUGAUACAGGUGCUUCUCACCACUGGCAUGUUUGUGGGUGGAUUCCUGGGGUUUCUCCUUGAUAACACCAUUCCAGGAACACAAGAGGAGCGAGGACUCCUGGCAUGGAAGCAAAGCCAUAAGCAAAAGGGGGACAACUCUCAGCUCAUCUCCAAUGUCUAUGAUCUUCCCUUUGGCAUAGGCACCAAAUACUGUGCUGUCUCUUGGUUUUGGCAUCUCCCCACUUGCCCCAAAAGACCACCUGGAGGCAAGCAAACGGAUGAACCAAAGGCUGCCGAACAGGAACGCAGUGUUAAAGCAAGCUCGGAAAGAGCUCCUGAGAUAGGUGCCGACACAAGGAUAUAAGCCCUGGCCUGAAGGUGAACUUACCUUUGAAGCAGAGGUCUGAAAAUUGUGUCUGUAGCCAUCAUUUGAGCCUUAGGUGGCAGCUGUCAGAGGCUGGAGCAGAAGAGUCGAUAACAUGUCUUUCUCUUCCAGUGCCACUGGUGACCUCGAGGGAUUCACUUUUCUCCUCUCUGCUUUUUCCUGCCCACCUCCAGGAAGAUCAUAAUUCUGCUUUGGAGAACACCGAACCCCAGGCAGUCCUCGGACAUUUGGUUUCCCUCCUUAUGCUGCACCCUGGGGUCCCUCAGCUGUUUAGCUGAAGCAGAGACCUUCCUUUCCCCCUUCCCUGGUGGCUCUUGGGGUCAGAGCAGGAGGCACCCCGAUGUGGACCCUCUGCUGUCCUCAGGUGUCUCUUGAGCUGAGGCUCAUCCCCCCCACCCUAAAGGUCUGCAGCAACGAUGUUCACCUCGGCUUGUAGUUUGCACCUAUUCUGAUGAAGGGAAAGAAAUGGGUACCUCUAGGUUAUGAUUUAUCUUGUUCUCAUGACAUUUUAAAGAAGGACAAAUGAAUGCUGCUCUAAGAGAGGUGUUAGAGAUUAAUGGGAUGAAUUGUCUUCUGCAGGUGCCUCUCCCUCCUCAGACUGCAGAGGGAAUCUAGAGACCUUGCUUAGGCUAUUGACCUCACAGAAAUAAUGAACUUCACUGACAUGAACCCUGCCUGGGGUUGCUGGGAGCAGGCUCAGGGGAACCAGCUUUCCCAGGAGACCACAUCCUAGAAGGAAGUUUUCAAAGGAGUUUUCAUCAAAGAUGAAGGAGAAAACUCUUCUGCUCACAGACUGAUGUAUCCAUGCUACUAUUAAGUCCCAUGUGUCUCCAUGGUACCUGUUUGGUCUGCUGUGGUAGUUGUGCAGUGAGGACCACUUCUCUAGUAGUCAGUUUGUAGAUUCUUCCUCCUUUCCACAAUCAGUGGAAACAGUCUUAAUCAAUAUGGUCAUAUAUAUGUGUGAUUGUAUGUGGUACGGGUUGCUGCUGACAUGUAAUAACAUUGUUGUUGUAUCAUAAGCUUGUGUUUCCCUCCUUGAGAUUUAUAUUAAGAUAUUUUUGGAGAAAAUCAAAUAAAAAUACAGUGUAAUGAUAUAUUCCAAGGUGACUGUC